GCCCCAGAUUAUGUGCUUGAUGAAAAGAAAAAGAUGGAUCGCUUCUACAAUGGUCUCAACUUUAGCUACCAAAAGUUGAUGGGUCAAUAUGAGUCUUUUCAAGCUAUGUAUGAACAUGCUGUGGAGAAAGAAAUGGUCUGCAAGAGAGAGGAAGAUGUGAGGAAAAAGAGAUCUGGAGGAGACCAGGGAGGUCAGAGCAAGAAGCCCAGAGCUGAGGGAAACUUCAAGGGGAAUCAAAACCAAAACCUCAGAAACUAUCAAAACCAAAACCGCUUCAACAGUAGUAGAAACCCACAAAACUCCAACCCGCUAAAAAGUCAACUGUGUGAUAGAUGCAAGAAAUGGCACUCUAAGGGAGUCAACUGUGAAGGUAAGGCUGUGUGUCUGAAUUGUGGAAAACCAGGUCAUUUGGCUCGAGAUUGUUGGGGCAAGAACCGGGGAAACCCCGGGAAUGGUGGAGCACGAUACUCAGGAAAUCAAGGGAACCAGCGUAACAAUAACUCUCAACUUCGCCUUGAAUAUAAAGGAGGCAAUAAAGCCUCAUCUUCUGGAGGCCAAGGAAACCAGCGCCUGGGAGGAGGAAAAUUCUUUGCCAUUACUACAGCAGAGGAACCUAGCACUUUGAGUCCUAAGACAGAAGGUAAAGUCAUUUCCGGAUUACUGUUAUUGCUUGGUAAGUCCGCCCGUGUCUUAUUUGAUUCUGGGGCCGACAAUUCUUAUGUUUCUAAGUCAUUUGUGAGAUCCUUGGACUGUUCUGUUAAUGUAUGCCCUAUAAUGCAUAGAGUUGACUUACCCGAUGGAUCAACGGUAUCAUGUAAUACAAAGUUGAUUGAUUGCCCAUUAGUAAUCCAGGGUAAGGAGUUCCAUGUAGACCUGAUUGUAUUUGACUUAGGAGGGUUUGAUAUCAUUCUAGGAAUGGACUGGCUAGGUAAACACAGGGCAGUGAUUGAGUGCUAUGAGAGGAUUGUAAAGGUUGGGAACAAUCCAGGGGAUCAAGUAGCUUUUAGUGAUGGGACCAUACCUAAUAUCGAGCCAGAGAUGAUUGAGAGACUUACAACCUUUCCAAAGAGAGGUGGGGAAGCCCAAGUCUACCACAUGAGCGAGUCAACAUACAAGGAGGUCGACUUAAGCCAGAUCUUGAUAUUGCGAGAAUUUUCUGAUGUAUUCCCUGAUGAUCUACCUGGGUUACCUCCAAAGAGAGAGAUUGAUUUUCACAUUGACCUAGUUCCAGGGUCAAGCCCGAUUUCAAAGGCACCAUAUAGAAUGGCACCACUUGAGUUGGCUGAACUAAAAACCCAACUCGAGGAGUUACAAGAUAAAGGGUUUAUCAGACCAAGUGUAUCACCAUGGGGAGCUCCAGUGUUGUUUGUGAAGAAGAAAGAUGGGUCUUUGAGGCUAUGCAUUGACUACCGGGAGCUGAACAAAAUCACCAUCAAGAACAAGUACCCACUUCCUAGAAUUGAUGAUUUAUUUGACCAGUUGAAAGGAGCCGGAGUUUUCUCUAAAAUUGACUUGAGAUCUGGUUACCAUCAGUUGAGGAUAGCGGAGGAAGACAUUCCUAAAACUGCUUUUCGCACCAGAUAUGGGCACUAUGAGUUUAGAGUGAUGCCGUUUGGGUUAACCAAUGCCCCUGCAGCAUUCAUGGACUUGAUGAAUCGAACAUUCCAUGACUAUCUUGAUAAAUUUGUUGUGGUUUUCAUUGAUGAUAUCUUAGUGUACUCUAAGACAGAGAAAGAUCAUGAGGAGCACUUAAGAUUGGUAUUAACACGAUUGAGGGAAAGAAGCUUUUAUGGGAAGUUGAGCAAGAGUGAAUUCUGGUUGGAUCGAGUUGUCUUCCUAGGUCAUGUAAUCUCAAAAGAUGGCAUAACAGUGGACCCCGAGAAGAUAAGGACUAUCAUUGAUUGGCCAGCACCGACUAGUGUAACUGAGGUAAGAAGCUUUAUGGGUUUGGCAGGUUAUUACCGAAGAUAUGUUGAUGGGUUUUCUAAGAUCGCACUACCGAUCACCAGUUUGGUUCGAAAGAAUACCAAGUUUGUGUGGUCACAAAAGUGCGAAGACGCUUUCCUAGAAUUGAAGAAAAGGUUGACAACGGCUCCAGUGCUUGUAUUGCCCGAGGAUGGGAAAGAGUUCACGGUAUACAGUGACGCAUCUUUAGAGGGCUUGGGUUGUGUACUCAUGCAAGAGGGGAAAGUGAUUGCCUACGCAUCGAGACAAUUGAGGCCAAAUGAGAAGAACUAUCCAGUGCACGAUUUAGAAUUAGCUGGAGUCAUAUUUGCCUUAAAAAUUUGGAGGCAUUAUCUCUACGGCACUACUUGCAAGAUCUACACCGAUCACAAGAGUUUGACUUAUCUGUUUACACAGAAGGAGCUUAACAUGAGGCAGAGAAGGUGGCUAGAAUUGAUGAAAGAUUAUGACCUCACUUUGGAGUAUCAUCCCGGAAAGGCAAACCGUGUAGCAGAUGCCUUAAGCCGAAAACCGAGAAUGGUCAUUAAUGGACUAAUUUCAGUGCCCUACGAGAUUUAUGUGGAGAUGAAGGAGCUAGAAUUGAUUGUGGUUAAGAAGGGAUCAUACGACAGCGUUCUCAAUUCUAUGAGUACAACACCGAGCCUACAUGAGGAGAUCCGUGAGCUACAACAGUAUGAUGACUUCUUGUCAGAGUUGAAGAUUGGUAUUGAAAAGGGUGCAGUUAAAGACUUCAGAAUUGCUAAAGAUGGGAGUAUUCAUCUAGAGGGAAGGUUAUGCGUGCCUCGAGAUCCUGAAUUGAUAGAGAAAAUACUCAAGGAGGCACAUUCGACUAUGUAUUCUGUCCACCCAGGACGGGAUAAGAUGCUAGCAGAUUUAAAACAAUACUUUUGGUGGAUGAACAUGAAGAAGGAUGUCGAGGAUUUCAUAGCUCGAUGUCUAGUAUGUCAGCAAGUCAAGAUUGACCACCAGCGCUCUCCGGGGGAGUUGCAACCACUUCCCGUGCCUAAGUGGAAGUGGGAAUCAGUGAGUAUGGACUUUGUUGUUGGAUUGCCCCGUUCGAGAAGAGGAAAUGAUUCUAUUUGGGUGAUUGUUGAUCGACUCACUAAGACUGCCAGAUUUAUUCCUGCUAAAGUAACUUGGAAAGCAAAACAAUUAGCUGAUUCUUAUGUGAAAGAAGUACUUAGACUACAUGGUAUACCGAUGACAAUAGUUUCAGAUCGAGAUCCAAAAUUUGUGGCUCGAUUUUGGAAUGAGCUACAAAGGGCAUUCGGCACGACCCUUAAUUACAGCACCGCUUUUCACCCAGCUACAGAUGGGCAGACGGAGAGGACCAUCCAGACUCUAGAGGAUAUGCUUCGGGCAUGUGCCCUUGAUUUUCAGUGUUCGUGGGAGGAUAUUUUACCAUUAAUAGAAUUCUCCUACAACAAUAGCUACCAGAGUAGUAUUGGUAUGGCUCCGUAUGAGGCCUUGUAUGGCCAAAGGUGUAGGACACCACUUUAUUGGGAAGUUCAUGGGAGGACGUGGAGGGUAGAAUUGGAAUCUCCCUACAUGGGCCUUGCUGUCAUGGCCCAAGAACCCUCCUUACAAUCACCGGAAGUGCACGAAAAAUCGAGGCGAAGGCCAUGCAGUCAACAGAAACACACUGACAGAAAGCAUCGGGGUUGUGUUGAGAGGAGGCCUGGUAGUCCAGCUCUUGUCAAGACGCUGCAUAUCAGCCUUGGAAUAUCCUUCAUCUUCGUUUCAAAUCCAAUUUCACGCGUCUACCCAAGCAUUCUGUCAGGUUUUUGUGGUCUAAAACUUGAUCGUUUUGGAGGAUGUCUUGUAGGAGUUUUUGAAAACUACUGCCCAAAACCAAUGAAAUCCGGGUACCUUGGUUUCUUGAUUUACCCAUUUCAUUGUUGUUUUUCAAAGUACAGGAGAGUCUCAUUUAUACUUGUCUUCUUCAUUGGAGUUGUGGGAAAAAAGAUGCGCAAGUGUUUUAGACCAAAGGUCACAGAAACAGUUCAGACUAAUAUGAAAUCAACGGAAGUAGACAUGAACAUACAUAAAUCCAUGGAUACACUAAAGUGUGCACUUGAAGAUCUUCAGCUAACAACAUUAAAUGUGACGGAGAAAAGGCUUGAAAUGUUGAAAGCAGACUGUUACCGUCAAAGGGAUUGGACUCAAUUGAGUCUUUGUCUUAAACAAUUGGUGGAUGUUAGGAGUCAAAAGCAAAUCUUGAAGAGGAGGCUUGAACUUCAUGAAGAAAAGCUGAGAUUUCAACAACAAUUGCAAGAGCAACAUGGGGAUUCUAAAAUGGUAAUUGUUCAUGAGUUUAAUCCUGAUGUUGAUCCGGUUAGGAUUAGAUUUGAAAUCAUUCCAAAGCAUGUUGAUACACAAAGCACACCAUUGUUUUCUUCUUUUGACAACAAUCAAGAGCCAUCUAUUGUGGAGAUUAGUGAAGAAACUGUUGAAGCAUCAUGUGUAGAGGUGAUUAAUGAUCUCAAAGAAGAUGUUGAGGCAUCUUGUGUAGAGGUUGUUGAUGAUCCCGAAGAAAUUUUUGAGAAAACUAAUGUUGAGGAUGUUAGUUCUUGGAUGCAACCCAUAGAAUUGGUGAAUUAUCCUUCAAGUUGGAGGACUAGUUUACAUGUUGUACAAGCUAUGGAGGGAAAGUUUGUUCACAUUGAUCGUGUGGUUAAACAAACACACUUUGUGGAAUUUGUUCAUGUUAGUAGAUUUGUUGAGGUUCAUCCUACAAAAAUUCGAGGAAGGAUUUUUUCUAAGAAGGGGAGAAUGCAACAAGUAGAGUGUAGUUUUGGCAAUACAAGCAAGCUAAUCUUCUUGUCUACUGUUCUUGUUUUGUUGGUUCAAGAAUUAAGCACAACACAGAAAGUGGUGCAGCAGCAGAUUUAUUUGCGUGCAACCGAAUUCAGAAGAUGUCCUAUGCAACAACACAUCAAUGUUGUGCACACAUUCAGCUAG
Molecule: messenger RNA, 4926 nt
Organism: Amaranthus tricolor (Joseph's coat)
Lineage: Eukaryota; Viridiplantae; Streptophyta; Magnoliopsida; Caryophyllales; Amaranthaceae
Exons: 9
Coding region: 34-4926 (1630 amino acids)
Biological process (GO): proteolysis; DNA integration
Molecular function (GO): aspartic-type endopeptidase activity; zinc ion binding; nucleic acid binding
Source: RefSeq, a predicted model, not a curated record